Molecule: messenger RNA, 493 nt
Organism: Meloidogyne enterolobii
Lineage: Eukaryota; Metazoa; Nematoda; Chromadorea; Rhabditida; Meloidogynidae
Source: the annotation of a GenBank genome assembly
AAUGGGCCAACGUGUUGAUAUUUCAUUUAAAGAUGAAAAACUUCUUAACAGAAUUUAUUGCACGAGCAGUUAUCCUCAUAAUGGAAAGUUCGCAACCUGUAAUGUUCGCUCAUAUGAACUAAAUGAAGGUGAAUGUAAAAAUGGUGGUUAUCCAAACCCUAUGAAUGCUUGUAGAUGUCGUUGUCCUUCAGGAUAUGCCGGAUAUAUAUGCACGAUACAUAAAUUUAACAAUUGCAAGGCCAUCGAAUUAAUACCAUCAGUUAAAAGGCAAUAUAUAACAAUUGGAGAAGCUGAUAAUUUCAAUUGUUUUUGGUUUAUAAAGCGUAAAAAACCAGAAUCUGAUAAAAUACAAGCAAAGUUCACAUAUAUAACCGUGGAAGAACUUAAUGGAUUUUUGUGUGGAUAUCCAUGUGAGGAAGGAUAUAUUGAAAUCAAAUACAAAAAGGAUAAAACAGCAACAGGUAAAUAUUCUGAUUUACUUUAUAACAGGUAA